GAAAACUAGUCUUAACCGUAAAACCAAUGAUUGUAUCAAAUAAUGGAUUAUGAUAUGAUUUGUGAUAAUAUUUUGGAUAACUCUUGACAUUUGACACAACGAUAACGACAAACACAUUACUCUAUUAGCCAUCGAUUGAUCCAUCAGUGAAGACACUUCACUCUUCGGUGCCAAUCAUGUGGAAUAUGAUGUGUGAUGUGAUGCCCACCAUCUCUGAGGACAGUAUCUCUCAACGCAGCGGUCAGUUCACCGGAGAUGAGGCCAACUUCGAGCAGCUUAUGGUCAAUAUGUUGGACGAAAGGGACAAACUUAUGGAGACAUUGCGUGAGACUCAGGAACACCUCAACGACACCUCUUCUAAGCUCACAGACAUCGAGAAGGAAAGGGAUUCACUUCAACGACAACUCGUCUCACAUAUGCCUCAAGAGUUCGCGAGUUUGACGCGAGAAUUGAAUCAAUUGAGAGAACAUAUCCUCGAAAAGGACGAAGAGAUACAGGAAUUAAAGGCCGAACGCAAUAACACUCGAUUACUUCUGGAGCACUUGGAAUGUCUGGUCUCACGACACGAGCGUUCACUGCGGAUGACUGUUGUCAAACGACAGGCACAAUCACCGGCUGGUGUCUCAUCUGAAGUGGAAGUGUUGAAGGCAUUGAAGUCACUCUUCGAACACCACAAGGCUUUGGACGAGAAAGUGAGAGAAAGACUGAGAGUGUCUUUGGAUAAAAUCGGUUCUCUAGAGGAAGAGUUGGCCAAAGCGAGCGAAGAGUUGAUUAAAUCUACUCAACAACAAACUCAACAACAGCUCCAAAACAUAUCACAAAUAAAUGAGUCUUCGAUACAAAUGAACGGACAGUUGAGUUCCAACGCCUUAGACAACGACCAGAAGAAUGAAGAGAUUCACUCUUUGGUCGAAAUACAAAGCAAUGAAUUAAUCAAUUCUAGAAACAAAUUACAAGAAUUAACCGCUAAAAUGAAAGAAUACGAAGAAAUGAUUGUUAAGAAUGACAAAGAAUUUGCACAAACGAGAGAAGAAAACGUUAAACUAAAUAACGAUUUGAAGGAAAAUAAGGCACAGAAGGAGGACCAGGAAGAGAGGAUCGCAACGCUUGAGAAACGCUAUUUAAACGCUCAAAGAGAGAGUACAUCACUUCACGACUUGAACGAGAAGUUAGAGCACGAGUUGAUGAGCAAAGAGGCGCAGUUCAAGCUCUCGGAGGACAAGAUUAGAGCCCUAACCGAACGGCUCGAGUUGACUGAACAGAAGAUGGAACAGUUGACACAUAAACACGAGACCCUCACAGACGGCACCGAAACCAGUGAUUAUGAUAUGGACGACGACAGGAAACUGUCACUCGAAGAGCGUAUUUCUCGAUUGGAACAGCAAUUAGAAGAGAAGGCAAACGAACUGUUGAGAGCCCGACAGCGCGAACGCAUGAAUGAAGACCACAAUCAGAGACUUUCGGCAACUGUUGACAAAUUAUUGGCCGAAUCUAACGAAAGACUUCAAUUGCAUUUGAAGGAAAGGAUGUCAGCCCUCGAAGAGAAGAACCAAAUGUCUCAAGAAUUAGAAAGAAUUCAUAAAUUAUUAGACGAAACUCAGGGCGAAAAGGGAAAGAUUUUGCAAGAAUUGACAAAAAUGAGAGUUGAAAUGCAAACCAUUAAUCAGAACAGUAUAAACACCAGUGGUUUAAAUGCCAUUAAUUCUGUGAAUACGCGAAAUCAGAGAAUCAUAUCUCAAGACAGCAAUAAAAAUAAGCAGAUCUUCGAUCAGGAAUGGGAAAAGAUUGAGCCCAGAGUUAUCGCUAAUGUGAACCAAGCAUUCGAUGUGAGCGAUACUGAAUGCAGUCAAACCGACGACAACGAUAGCAUCUUUGAUCAAAUGGAUAUAUUGUCGCCUUCGGGUCACACCGACGCUCAGACACUGGCUAUUAUGCUUCAGCAACAGUUGGACGCCAUUAACAACGAGAUCCGACUCAUUCAGGAGGAGAAACAAAGUACAGAACAGCGCGCAGAGGAGUUGGAGUCACAGGUGGGCUCUAUUGACUCGAUGAGCCUUUUGACGCGAUCUUUCGAAAGGGGAAUAUCUCCGCCACAAAGCGGUCGAUCGACUCCCAAGUCUCGUAUUAGUCCUUCGCGUGAAUACUUAAACCAAUUUUAUGCCGCCGGUUCGUGUCCGUCGGCUCUGUCACAAACUGGUGGUGUGUCUCACAUAUACUCCCAAUAUUCUCCCUCCGCUAGUCAUCAAUCCGAGAGUUUAGCUUCAAAUGCACACGAAAUGAGUUCCGAUGCAAGUCCUCCGACACCACGUGCUCUACGACUACAACGAGUCGCUCAGGCGUUAAAUGAUAAUAAAGGUAUUCCACAGAAGGCCAGUAUGUCAUGGGCUUCAGGCGUUCCGCCAGAUGUUCUGCCGAGGUCUUCACUAUAUGGACCGCCGCCUCCGACUAGCAAUUCAUUAGACGAGUCAGUUCUGGCCCAUCAGUUGCAGACAUGUUCUGCCAAUUCAUCGAUGGAUUCAUUAAAUAAACAAUUAAUAGCUAAUCAUUCACAACAUCAACACUAUUCACAGCUAAUGUCUUCUCAACAAAAUCCUAAAAAGAAAGGCAUUAAGUCUUCGCUCGUGAGUCGACUGUUUUCGAGUCCAAAGCGAGAAAAACUGAAAAGCGAUAGAAUUAUCGGAAACCCUAUUUAUGCCAAUUAUGUGGAUAAUAGUGAUUACAUUUCAUUACCCGAUGCGAUGAGCCAUUUGACUGCUCCCAUGUCUCCACUCGGAGGACAAAAGGCUGACUUCGAUCGUAGGACUAAAAAGAAACACGAAUUACUGGCGGAGGCCAUGAAGGCGUCCACUCCUUUCGCCUUAUGGAAUGGCCCCACAAUAGUCGCGUGGCUCGAGCUAUGGGUGGGAAUGCCGGCGUGGUAUGUGGCCGCCUGUCGGGCUAAUGUCAAAAGUGGGGCAAUAAUGUCGGCGCUGUCCGACACAGAAAUACAACGGGAAAUAGGAAUCAGUAAUCCAUUGCAUCGAAUGAAACUGCGGCUCGCGAUCCAAGAGAUGGUGGCCCUCACCUCUCCAUCGGCUGCCAAACCCACGCAUACGAGUCUAGCUUUUGGUGAAAUGAAUCACGAAUGGAUUGGCAACGAAUGGCUGCCCGCUCUUGGGUUACCUCAAUAUAGGUCUAUGUUUAUGGAGUGUUUAGUCGACGCCAGAAUGUUAGACCAUUUGACCAAAAAAGACUUAAGAGUUCACUUAAAAAUGGUGGACGCCUUCCAUCGGACUAGUCUUCAAUACGGCAUUAAUUGCUUAAAGCGUUUGAAUUACGAUAAAACUCUUCUGGAAGAGAGACGAAGGAAUUGUGAACACGAUAUCAUUGAUGUGAUCGUUUGGUCAAACGAGCGGAUCAUUCGGUGGACCAAUUCUGUAGGACUCAAAGAAUACUCGAAUAAUUUAGGCGAGUCUGGAGUUCACGGCGCUCUCAUAGCACUGGAUGACACUUUCGAUGACUUACAAAUGGCAUUAGCUCUACAAAUCCCCACACAAAAUGUUCAGGCGCGACAAAUACUUGAAACGGAAUUUGCGGACCUUUUACUUAAGGGAACUGAUAGAAGGCCUGAUGGAGUGAUGACGCUACUGUUAUGUCGCUCACAACUGACCUCAUCUUCAGACCCCUUAUCUGUACUCCAAGUGCUAGUCGUCGGCGGCGAUGUUGACGCCAAGAGGAGUUGUGGUGUCGGGAAAACAUCUUUAGUCCAACAGUUCAUCGAUAGUCACUUCGAAGGCAGUCAUCGGCCAACCCGUCAGAGCGGCGAUACCUAUAGUUUCUCAAUCAUUAUGAACUCGAAUCUCUACCAAAUUAAGAUAAUCGAUAUGCCCAUGAUCAACUACUUUCCCACCAACACCUUACUUGAGUGGACAGAUUUCAGACAGUGUGCCCUCCGUAACGCUCACGGAUACCUCAUUGUCUUUGAUCUCACCUCUCCCUACACUUUCCAUUACGUUAAAGUAAUUCGCGACCAACUUUUUGAGAGUCGAAAUAUGCAAAACAUUCCCGUUUGGAUUAUUGGCAAUAAAGCAGAUCUCUGUAUGAAUGUAUUGGCAACCAUACGAGGGCAUAAAGAUCACUACCAUCACCAAAAGCAUCACCACCAUCAUCAACAUGUACAUCACAUCCAUUUGCAUCAUCACUCCGCUCACGAAGACCUGACGCCAGCCUUCAAAGAGUUGGCAAAUUUGGUUAAAAAGCAGUGGAAAUGCAGUUAUAUUGAGUGUUCGGCUAAAUAUAACUGGAGAGUCGUUCCCAUAUUCCGGGACAUCAUUAAGACUAUUGAGAAUACACUAAUCAAUGAGAACAAGAUGGGUGACCAUCACCAUCGAGACACUGCCUCUGUUGAUCACACGGACCAGACUAAGGUCACUCUGUCUGAUGGCCACUCUUCAGGUGCUGUUAGAAAUCUAAACAAUUCGACAUCGAAUGAAAACGUUAGACUCUGUGUUAUCUUAUAAUUCAAUUGAUUUAUAAGUUGUAUUUAAAUAACAAAUAUUUAUUAAUUAUAUUCACAAUUUGACGC
Medioppia subpectinata is the source of this 4564-nucleotide messenger RNA. The record is from the annotation of a GenBank genome assembly. Lineage: Eukaryota; Metazoa; Arthropoda; Arachnida; Sarcoptiformes; Oppiidae.